This is a messenger RNA of Cryphonectria parasitica EP155, 2646 nucleotides long. RefSeq lists its product as uncharacterized. Gene Ontology annotation, cellular component: nucleus. The record is from RefSeq and is a predicted model, not a curated record. Lineage: Eukaryota; Fungi; Ascomycota; Sordariomycetes; Diaporthales; Cryphonectriaceae. Gene Ontology annotation, molecular function: DNA binding; DNA-binding transcription factor activity, RNA polymerase II-specific; zinc ion binding. Bases 1 to 2640 code for a protein of 879 amino acids. The transcript is spliced from 2 exons. Gene Ontology annotation, biological process: DNA-templated transcription; regulation of DNA-templated transcription.
AUGGCUACUGCGUCACACAAUCCCUAUCCUCGAUCCCCAAACCCUUCCACAAGGUCAUACGAUUCCUCGUCUGUCUCGUCCGCCACCUCCCCAGCACCACCGCCGCAGUACUUGGGGGGCCUGAUGAGCACAAGUGCGAGGUCAAACCCGCCACCCGCACCACAUCCCAUUGGUAUCCCUUCGCUCUCCUCACUCCACCAGUCCACGGCCUUUCAGCCGUACACGCCAGUCACCGCCAGUACUAUCAUGGGACGGGAGUCGCUGCCAUCCAACGACUCGGUGGCCAGCACGCCAGGGACCGCAAACGCCCAGCUCCCUCCUCCUCCAGACUCUGCCGGCGGCGGUUCCAGUACCAACAAUCAGAAGCGAGCCUACCGUCAGAGGAGGAAGGAUCCGAGCUGUGAUGCGUGCCGCGAGCGCAAGGUCAAGUGCGACGCGACCGAGACGAUGAGCUGCUCCGAGUGCUCCAGCCGCAAUGUCAAGUGCCAGUUCACCAAGGAGACGAACCGCCGCAUGUCGUCCAUCAAGCAGGUGCAGGACCUCGAGAAGCAGAACGAGCGCAUCAGGAGGGAGAACAGCACGCUGCGGCGCCUGAUCUCGGAGAAGGACGGCUCGGUGGAGGACGUGGACGGCAUGGAGCAGCUUCCUCUCCAGCUUCCCAGCGUAGGUGCAGAGCCCAAGAGGAGACAGCGGCCAGCGCCGGCCCAUGACCUCCCCAGGGCGCGCUCGAACCUGUUGGGCUUCUCCAAGGGCGUCUGGAAACCGCCAGCUCCAUACCGACAACCUGUCAUGUCCUCGCUGUUUGACGUUCACAGGCCCGAGCUGCCCCCCAUACAGACAACAAAACGGCUCAUCGACUCGUACUUUGCCUCUACGCACAGCAUGUUCCCUAUCCUCCACUGGAGGACAUUCGAGCAGGGUAUCGAAGAGAUGUACAGGCCCGGCAACCUACCAAACGUACCGCUGUCGUUCCUGUCCACCUUCUUUGCCGUGCUGGCGCUGGGCAGCCUGUUCACGCCCGACGCGCCGGCCGAGCGGUCCUAUCGCGCGGCGGAGCUCCUCGACAUGUCGCGAAAGGUGGUCGACCCCUGGAGCAACCAUUUUGUGCUCGAUGACGCACGGACGCCACUGCUCCAGUCGAUGGUCCUGAACGAGAUGAACCUGAAAUCCGCGGCGUGGAACUUCCUGGGCAACGCUGUGCGGGUGGCGCAGGACAUAGGGCUCUACUCCGAGUCAGGGCCCUGGCCCAUCAUCGAGGGCGAGAUGAGGCGCAGGACCUGGUGGACGAUUUACGUCCUCGACCGGACCCUGGCCGUGGAAGUGGGGCGGCCGAUGCUCAUCGACGACGCAGACUGCGACGUGGCGCUGCCCGCGGGCGUGGACGAUGCCUACAUCCACGAGGGCGGCAUGACUGUGCCGCCAGGCGCAGAGCCUCUCACAAACUCGCUCCUGGCGCUCAUCAACGUCGUGCGGUCGUACGGCGCGCUGGGGAAAGCCCUCACCUCUCCGCUGAUCGCCACGACCCGCCUCUCGACCUUUGACCAGCACUUUGCCUCGUGCCUGCGGACCUUCCCGCCAGCCUGUGACCCGGCCUCGCAGGUCGCACUGAGCCCGCACCUGCUCAACCCCCUGGUCUAUCUCCUCAACGUACGCAUGCUCCUCCACAGGCACAACCUGACGCCCAGCUGUCCGCCCGACGUGCGCAUGGCCGCCAUCGAGCAGUGCACCCAUACCGCGCUCGAGACCGCCUCCCUCCUGGCGCGCACCACGCCCCAGCUUCCCGACGGCGCAACAGCCCUGCUCGCCAGCCACGUGUUCCGCUCUGCCCUCUUCCUCCUGCUCGUGGGCCAUCACGACGCAGCAGCCGUGUGUGUCCGCGCCCUCGCCGCCAUCGGGCCCAGAAGAGAUGUGACGGUGUCGUGUGGACGAUUCCUGUCCUUCUUCGCGACGGUCCUGGCAGGCAAGAAGGCCGAGUACGGCUCUUACUUUGCGCAGGCCCCGCCUGGCCCUCCUGCGAACGCCAUGCUCGGCCGCCCGAGCCCCCUGCAGGAUGCUCUGCUCCGUGACGAGGAGCUCCUCGUCUACGUCAGCGCCGACCUGCAGGCAGCCACCGAGACAGGCUGGGUCUGGGCGGGCGGCGAGCACGAGGCCCAGGCUGCGCAGACCUCUGCCCCGAUCCAGCUACGACCAUCCAACAACCACAAUCCGGCCUCAGGACCGCCCAGGUCCGGCACGCUGUUCAGCGUAGAGGCGCAGACAGGCCUGAUGGAGGAUGAGAGCCGCGACUGGGGCGGCUGGGAGCAGGUGGACAGUCUGAUCCGCGGUCUGGCGUCGGGCUCAACAACACCGACGGGUGCGCCUACGAGUGCUGGGUCCUGGGGCCAUGCCCCGCCGCCGCCGCCGCCGCCGCCGCCGUCGUCGCUGCUGCAGCCAUCCAACGCAUCACUGCCGCCUCCUGGGCCGCCAACGAUGGUAAAGAUGGAGUCGGGUCUUGGGAGCCAACACCUUCCGCCGCCCCUACCUCCUGGUGCCAGUAGGCCGGGCAACUCGGGUGGCGGUGGUGGCAGCAGCACUGGGAACAGUCCCACGAGUACAGUCAAGAAUAGUUCAGAACGGAUCAGCAUACGAAACAUAAUCUGAGGAGGC